Angiostrongylus costaricensis is the source of this 693-nucleotide messenger RNA. NCBI's taxonomy places the organism in Eukaryota, Metazoa, Nematoda, Chromadorea, Rhabditida, Metastrongylidae. The record is from the annotation of a GenBank genome assembly.
AUUCUCGGCUCGAUUGAAAAGCAAAUGCGCUCUAAAACAUCAGUAGAAGGACGACUUCCGAAUCAAACUCUCUACUCUGACCUUCUCAACUGCAAUCCAAACUCUUUAAAUUUGACUUCGCCGACGAUUCCUAAGGAGACAAAGGUCAUUGUAAUCGUAUGCAGUAAACCAGAUGAUAUCGAAACUCGCAUGGCAAUUCGUCAAACAUGGGCAAACGCUUUGUUUUCGAAAGCUGUUGAGCUUCUGGCGGCCUAUCGAUGGAUCCAUCCUAACUAUCCGAGCAAAUUCGUUCUUAAAAUUGACUCUGACGUUGUCGUGCUGUUAGACAAGAUAGUCAGUCGUGUAGGCAGCCCACGGGAGCGAACUAUCCAGUGCUAUGUGCAUAAAAGUCCACAGCCAGUUCGCAAUAGUGAAAGCCCGUGGUACAUUCCCGAGUCUGUCUAUCCUGAGCAUUUCUUGCCUGAUUAUUGCAGUGGUCCCCUAUACCUUCUCACUCCAGCGGCAUUGCAAGCUAUCUUGGAGGCUUCGCGAGACGCCAUGGUUUUCGAGGUUGAAGACGCAUUCUUUACCGGUCUUUUGGCCAAAAAAGGACUGGUCGAGUUACGUCGUGAGCCAGGAGUUUGGAAUCAUUGGGUAGGAAAUAUGGAAUUGUGUAAUUGCUUCCAAGUUCUACCUAUCAAAGCUGGGAAUUAG